Messenger RNA from Penicillium arizonense, 4071 nucleotides. RefSeq lists its product as uncharacterized. Gene Ontology annotation, molecular function: 5-oxoprolinase (ATP-hydrolyzing) activity. Gene Ontology annotation, biological process: glutathione metabolic process. The record is from RefSeq and is a predicted model, not a curated record. Lineage: Eukaryota; Fungi; Ascomycota; Eurotiomycetes; Eurotiales; Aspergillaceae. Gene Ontology annotation, cellular component: cytosol. The transcript has a single exon. The coding region runs from base 1 to 4071 and encodes 1356 amino acids.
AUGCCUGAACUCACCACAAACCAGGGCUAUCAACUCGGCGUAGACGUCGGAGGCACAUUCACAGACGUCUACGUAUUCACCCCGCACGGCGAAACAGUGCGAGCAAAAGUUCCAACAACAAUCCCAGACCAAAGCAUAGGAAUCCAGAACGGAAUUUCCAAAGCCCGCGAGAUAUUGAAGAGCACAUUCGACUGGUCGGGUAAAUUCCAAUUCAUCCACCAUGGCACAACAACAGCUACAAAUGCCGUUCUUGAAGGAAAGGGCGCCCGCACGGCACUCGUCGUCACAGCCGGACAUAAGGAUAUCCUGGCUCUGCGCCGGUCUCAGAUUCCUGGUGGAUUAGGUGCCUGGUUGCAUUGGACACCCCCUGAGCCAAUUGUUCCGCUUGAGCGGGUCGUGCAGUGUAAAGAGCGGAUGUCUGUACAGGGUGAGACGGUUUUGCCUGUUGAUAUUGAGGAUUUGCGGAUGAGUUUGAGGGAAUUGGCUCUGCAGAAGCCCGAGGCGGUGGCCAUUUCGUUGCUUAACUCACAUAGCAAUGAUGCACACGAGCGGACCGUUAAAGAGAUUGUUCGUGAAGAGCUUGGGUCUGAUAUUGCUGUUAUUUGUUCGGCGGAUGUCUUGCGCGAAGUUGGCGAGUAUGAGCGUACAGUAACGACUUGUACGAAUACGCUUGUAAAGCCGGUUGUGCAGACUUAUCUGCACAAUUUGUCUGAGGUGCUUGCUGCGGAAAGUGAGACGAUUCGGGUCCUUAAGAGUGAUGGUGGUUUGACUAGUUUGACCCUUGCCUCAGAGCUGCCAGUUAAUAUUCUGAUGUCUGGGCCUGCUGGGGGUGUUAGGGGAGUCGCGGAUGUUGUGGCUCGAAGUACACCAUACAAGAAUCUGAUCACGCUGGAUAUGGGAGGGACAUCAACUGACUGUGCGCUGAUCUACAAUGGUCAACCUCAGCUCCGACGUGAGACCGUUGUCGGGAGUCUCUCUGUACGUGCCCCGGCGGUUGAUAUCAAGACAGUCGGAGCAGGAGGUGGCUCAAUAACCACCUAUAUGGAGCUCACGGAGACACUGCGAGUUGGACCAGAAAGUGCUGGUGCGGCGCCGGGUCCUGCAUGUUAUGGGAAAGGUGGAAAGCAAGCCACAGUCACAGACGCAAACCUAGUCUUGGGAUAUCUUCCAAAGACAUUACUGGGAGGUGAUUUUGCACUUGAUGUGAAAGCAGCCACAGCAGCUGUUGAAGAGAUCGCGACACAAAUGAAGCUCCCCGUUACCCAGACAGCCGAGGAUAUUAUCACGAUCAUCAACGAGACAAUGUACGGAGCUCUGCGUCUCGUUUCUGUCGAGCAGGGCUACGACCCCCGUGAAUUUGCGCUCGUUGCUUUUGGCGGUGCUGGUCCUUUGCAUGCCAAUGCGGUUGGACAGCUUCUCGGAGCUUGGCCUGUUAUUAUUCCGCCAUCGCCCGGUAUCUUGUGUGCGCAGGGUGAUGUGACAACCAAGCUUAGACAUGAGCAGUCGGCUACAUUCAUCCGCCUGGUCUCCGGAACAGAUGUUGCUGAGGCUCGGGAGCAGUAUGACAUCCUCGAGCAAACAUGUCAUAAGACUCUGCAAAGAUCGUCUGGAGAGAAGUGGCCUGUUACUUGGAAGGCUGAAUACCAGGCAGACCUUCGAUAUAAAGGACAGGCUUUAACCAUCACUAUUGAUCUCACGGCCGAGGAUUUGGCUCUUGAUACGAAGGGUUGGCAUAAUCUGUUACGACGAAAGUUUGAUCAGCAGCAUCAGCAGAUGUUCACUUACUGCUUGCCGGACUUUGAGCUGGAGUUAAUGCGACUUGGGGUUGUGUUGGAAGAUGCUUCUCCCAGUAUUGAUAUUCCUCAAGUUGGAAAGGCUUCAAGUCCUCCCCCUGAUGCCAAAAUUGGAGAGCAGACAAUUGUCGUGCAAGGCAAAGAGCAAUUGGCAACCUUGUGGGACCGUCAGAAAGUCACCAAGGAGGGCAUCCGACUGACCGGGCCAUGUAUCAUUUCCGAGAUGGACAGCAACACACUCAUCUUGCCAGGAUAUUACGGUGAAAUUGACAGCAUCGGAAAUAUUUUGAUCAAUCCACUGGACAGAAAACCUGCGGUCCCAACAAAUCACACAGCGGAAUCAGCCAAGGAGCUCGUUGAAAGCACUCCACUAGUUCCAACAUUGAUUUCCUCGACUCUGGCAUCCAUCCGCAGUGAAAUGGACCAGAUGAUGCUACGGUGCAGCAUGUCACCUGCCAUCCGAGAACAGCAAGACGAAUUUAACGUCAUUACUGACUGCGAGGGCAAGAUGUUGGUAGGCCAAUUUGGAAGUUUCAUCACCCAAUUCUUGGAAGUAUGGAAUGGCACCAUCGAAGAGGGAGACGUAUUCAUCACCAACGACACCUAUCAGGUACAGGGUGCUAUUAGCCACCUGAACGAUGUGAUUGCAUUCCUUCCCAUAUUCCACGAGCAUCGCCUUAUUGGUUGGGCAUCUCAAUUCGGACAUUUGACAGAUGUCGGAGGCGUCGUACCUGGAAGCAUGUCGAUCAAUGCAACCUCUGUGUUCGAUGACGGCGUCCAGAUCCCCUGCAUCAAGCUGUACACCCGUGGUGUCAUGAAUGCAGAUCUAGUAGAUCUCCUAUGCCGGAACUCCCGCCAGCCGGCAUGGUACCGCUCCGAUCUGACGGCUAUUGUAGCAUCAUGCUCUAUGGCAGCCACCCGUACGCGCGAGUUAGCAACUCGGUUCGGGAGCGAGGUGUACCUGGCAGCAUGUGCAGAGCUGCUCUCCCGCAAUCGCAAUGGCUUUGCAAAGAUUAUUGAGCGACAGUUUGAUGAUCUGGAAAGUAAAUUCACCGAUUUCGUCGACGAUGACGGGCACGGCGUCGGGCCAUGGGCUCUUACCUGUUCUAUGAAGAAGGUAGAGGGGAAUCGGCUGAGUUUCGACUGGAGCGGUACUUCACCCCAGAGUCAGCAUAGUAUCAACUUCUACCUCUCGGAAACAAUGUUCAAGAUGUUCAUCGGAUACUACCUCAUUGCAGCAGCAGCUCCAGGCACAGUCAUCAAUGACGGCUUCCACGAUCUGAUCGACGUGAAUAUCCCCCAAGGAAGUGUCCUGCGACCUGUGCGCCCUGCGCCAAUUUCUUGCCGCACUCACUUCCUGGGCCGUACUUUGGAUAUCGUGCAGGCAUUGAUCGGUCAGAAACAGGACUCCUACCAGGCUGCAGCUGGCUUCAGUGAUUCGCCACACUUCUUCUAUUCCGGAUUCAAGCCUGAUGGAGAAUGGUAUCAGCUGUAUCAAAUCGGGUUCGGAGGUGUUCCUGCUCGCCAGGCUGGCGAUGGACCCGAUUGUCAUUGUCUUUUCCCUGCUAUUAAGUCCAUACCCACCGAGAGCAUCGAGUUGAAUUACCCAUUGCGCAUCGAGGUAAAUGAGAGUGUCGCUGAUAGCGGUGGUCCUGGAUUUUAUCGCGGUGGAAAUGCACAGCGCACCUUGUACCGGUUCCUUGCUCGUGGGGAGUUUAGUCUGCAUGAUGAUCGGUGGUUCACGAAGCCGUGGGGAUUGAAGGGUGGGAAACCUGGACAGAGAUCGCGCAAGAUAUUAUACCGCCAUUCUCAAUCUGCUGAGGCCACUCCGGAGAUAUUGCCUUCGAAAUGUGAUCAUGUUCGUGUUGAUCCAGGUGAUUUGCUCGAGUGGAUCACUUGGGGUGGAGGUGGUCUUGGGGAUCCGUUAACUCGCCCAGCUGAGAAGGUUGCUCUUGAAGUUCAUCGGAAGCUUGUCACGAUUGAUGGAGCUCGUCAUGGAUAUGGAGUUGUUGUGAAUGGCGAUUUCACUGUUAAUGAAGCUGAGACUGCGGCUCUUCGGAACCUGAUGAGGGUAGAGCGUGCUCAGCUGGAAGAAAGUCCGAUCUACGACCGCGGUGGCAGUCUCGAAGAGCUCCGGGGGACAUGUCUGCAGGAGACUGGGUUGGAGGCUCCCAUUCCGCAGUGGGAGACAGAUAUCUAUGGUCCCCAUGCCGGAUUGGCAUACGUAAAGGACUGGUAUACCGAAAUGAGGACCCAGAAGGAUUGGAAAUUGGACUGA